This is a messenger RNA of Saxophila tyrrhenica, 1776 nucleotides long. RefSeq lists its product as uncharacterized. The transcript has 2 exons. Bases 1 to 1776 code for a protein of 591 amino acids. NCBI's taxonomy places the organism in Eukaryota, Fungi, Ascomycota, Dothideomycetes, Mycosphaerellales, Extremaceae. The record is from RefSeq and is a predicted model, not a curated record.
AUGGCGUUCGGCAUGAACAUUUGGAAGGGGGCGAGCGCCUUCCUGUUCGCCGUGGUGCUGCUGCAGUUCUACCUCAUCAUCUCCGAGACUGGAGUGCCAAAGGCGCCCAGCUUCACUCACUCGCGCCCAUCUGAUGAUAAGCCAAAACACAAGGCGCCAGUGAAGGAGGAAGAGAAGUUCAGUCCGGAUGAGUGGACGUACGACAGCGCGCGGGACCACCAGAACAUCGGUUUGACGUCUGCGCAGUGCGAUCAGGCCUUCCCGGACCUCUACUAUGAGAUCGAUCGCGCGGCUGCAGUAUGGAGGGAGCAGAAACAUACUAUCUCGCGCAAGGACAUAUCGAUUGAUUGGAGGAAAGAUGCGGCAUUCCAGGCCAUGACCUACGACAACCAGCUGCGUAUCAUCCGGACCAAGAACACAUGGCAGCAGAAAGGCUACAAGAGACGUGCGCUCUACGUUCUCGCUCAGCUGAACCGCGCUCUGCUGGGUGCAGCAGCAGCCGGUGAGACGAUGCCCAACAUCGAGUUCUCGGUCGUGGUGGACGACAUGUCCCUCAUCCCGGGAGCGAAGAACGACACCCACAGCAUCUGGGCCUUCACCCGCCGAAAAGCCUCCAAAGCCGAAGACCGCCUCUGGAUCGUGCCCGACUUCAACUUCUACGCCGCUCCGCCCCGCGCAUCUUCCUUCAUCGAGCAGCAGCGCCGAUCUGCUGUACAUGAUGCCUACGUGAUGGACAAGAUCCCGAAAGCAAUCUGGCGCGGCGCCAAAUGGACAAAUGAGUACGUGCGCGGUCAUCUACUUGACGUCUCCAAAGGCAAAGACUGGGCAGACAUCGAAGAAGUAGACUGGAAAACUCCAAACAACACCAUGACAAUGGACGACAUGUGCCGAUACAUGUUCACCGUGCACACCGAAGGCCGUAGCUGGUCCGGUCGGCUGAAGUUCCUGCUAAACUGCGACUCGGUACUCGUCGCGCAUAAACUCGACUGGACGGCAGAGUUCUACCACCUCCUGAAGCCCUCCGGACCGGAUCAGAACUACAUCGCCGUGAACCGCGAGUUCUCUGACUUGGAGGAGAAGAUCAACUACUACCUCGAGAACCCGCAGGAAGCGCAGCGGAUCGCGGACAAUGCCGCUGCAACUUUUCGGGCAAGAUAUAUUUCGCCGGCAGCGGAGUCGUGCUACUGGAGACGCUUGAUCCAGACGUACAGUGAGGUUUCUUUUGCGCCGGAUCCGUAUGUUAUGGUGAAACGGAAUCGGACGGGGGAGGAGAUUGAGGAGAAGCAGGGUAGUGGGAGAAGAGAACUUGAGAGAAGUGGCUACGAGUGGAUAGGGCUGGAACGCGUGGAUCUCCGAGGCCUCUGUGCUUGCCUCUGGCCGGUCAUCUUCCUCGCGUGCCCAAACGAUGGAGCGGUCAGACUUUGGGACAAGAUGGCAUCCUCGGACGCUGGACCGGCUCCAGCGCCGCAGUGGCACGGCAUACGCAAGCAUCAGGCGCUCUGCGAGCAUUGGUAUCAUCCAAGUGCUGUAUCGCGGGACCUGUGGCGUCCAGGCUCUCGCCACGAGAGGCAAGUGGCCUUCGCGAUUGGGCGAGUCGAGGACCGGAUGGCGAACGGCACAACUCAAUCGCCGGCGGAUGACGAUGGCGGACUAUCACGCAGUCCUGCUGCGGCCAGAUCACGUCGUUCUUGGUGUGCUUUGGCGUCAAAACACGACACUGGGCAGUUGGCGGGCAAUGUUGAUUGUAAUCCAUUUCAGUUGGACGAGGAAAGGUGA